UCACGCACCUCGUGACGUGUACUGAGCUGUCUGAAGUUGAAAACACUGUUCGUGUUAUUGCUUCCACUCUGCAACGUGCGUGCUGCACUCCUUGUGCAAAUUAUUCGUAGUUUUGUUUACGUUUCUUGAUUUUGAGGACGUUAAACACAAUAAUUAUUUCAAGUAUUAUUUUAUUUUCCUCGAAGACGGUUUAGCUUACCAGCACCCUUACUGCUAGAUUUAAACUGACAACAGAGCCUUCAAUUUAAGGCUUAGGAGGACGGUAAACAAGCGAGUAAUGGCGACUGAGAUUGAAGCAUGGACUACUGGCCCACAAAACGAUGGUGUUUUCUCAUUAAAGCAAGAUCUGGAAGAUGAGGAUGGACCAUAUGGCAUUGAGGAUCUAAACGAGUUGGAGGUAAAUGGAAACUGGACCCCCCAGGAAAAGGCCUUGCAUGAGGCCAGACUAAAAGCUAAGGCUAAGCGCCGCUUGCGUAAAUCAUCCUCCCGAGACUCCACCCGGGAAUCACUGUCGGAGUCUGUUCCAGGAGAACCGUCUACUGAUCCAAACAGCCCCAAGGGCAAAAACGCUGUAAAUGACCGAAAGUCAAGGACAGGAAAGGGUAGAGGACUGCCUAAAAAAGGUGGAGCAGGUGGUAAAGGUGUGUGGGGGGCAGCGGGUAUGGUGUAUGAGCUGGAGGAGCCUGACUCUAAAGACCCCAAUUAUGAUGAAUCGGCACAGGGUGACACUGUUUAUGCCACAGUAGUACCAGAGCUGGAUGAGCGAGAACUUGAGAAGACCAUCAACCCCAUUGUGCAAGAGUACUUUGAGCAUGGAGACACCAAAGAGGUGGAGAUGCUGCUCAGAGAGUUGAACCUGGGCCAUCACAAAUACGAAUUCUCCUCUCUGGCAGUUUCCCUGUCUCUGGAAGGCAAGGCCAGCCACAGGGAGCUCACAUCACGUCUUCUGUCGGACCUGUGUGGCAAAGUGCUAUCUGAGAAUGACAUGUCACGUGCUUUUGACAAAAUGCUUAAGGAGCUGCCGGACCUCAUAUUGGAUACACCGGAAGCCCCACAGAUGCUUGGUCAGUUUAUUGCACGAGCCAUUGCUGACCAUGCUUUACCUAUGAAUUUCCUUGACUGUUACAAAGGCAAGGUGGACUGUGACCAUGCCAGAGCUGCACUGGACAGAGCAUCUGUUCUACUCUCCAUGAAGAGGGAGAUCUUGCAGCUUGAUAAUGUGUGGGGAGUUGGUGGUGGCCAGAGGCCUGUCAGACAUCUCAUCAAAGAGAUGAACCUGUUGCUGAAGGAGUACCUGGUGUCAGGUGAGCUGUCUGAGGCAGAGCACUGUCUACGAGACCUAGAAGUGCCACACUUCCAUCAUGAACUGGUUUAUGAGGCUGUAAUAAUGGUACUGGAGUCUACAGGUAACACGGCAUUGCAGAUGAUGGUCAAACUUCUCAAGGCUUUCUGGCAAACUGGCCUAAUUACUCUGGACCAAAUGAACAGGGGCUUUCAGCGCGUAUAUGAUGAGCUCCCCGAGAUCAGCCUGGAUGUUCCACAUGCACAAUCCAUUAUGGAGACCUUUGUGGACCUCUGUUUCCAGGAAUCGGUCAUCACUAAACAGCUGAGAGAUUCCUGUCCAACCAGCAGGGGGCGCAAACGAUUCGUGAGUGAGGGCGAUGGAGGUAUUGUAAAAAGCUAGACGAUUUGGAAGAGCUUUACCAGGCCCCUGAUGCCGAGCAGGCUGGCAUCUCCUGCACUUCCCUGGGUAUCUGUCCUCACUGUCAUCAUUGCUCAUUGUCUUGAGUACACAGAAAUAUUCAGCCUCAAAAAAGCUAUCAGCAUGUAAAGAACAGCUGAGAAAUGCUGUUCUCUCCUCCUCUAUUACAGGCUUUGUUUCAUUUGUGUUUUUGUGUUUGUGCAGCAUGAAUGCUGCAGUGAAAGAAAGGAGUGAGGGGAAAUAAGCAGUGGCUUCAGAUGGCCAUGAAGUACAGUUUGGGUUGAGGGAUUAAUUUUGCUUUAUCUUUUUCAGCUUAAAUUGCUUUUCCCUUUUUUUGUGUUCACUUGUUAGUGUUCACAGUGGUCUUGAAAUAUUUUUUCUUUUUUGCGAAUUAAUGCAUAAAAACAUGAAGCACCCAAAAAACGAAGGUAUUAAAAAGUUGUAUCAUAAAAAAUAAUGAAGCGCUUAAAUCAAAAACUUUGGGGCCAACAUACAAUAUUUUACUACGAGAUUGGGUUUGAUUCUUUUGGCUUUCAUUUUAUUGCAUGUUUAGCUGCAAAAUUGUCUUUUUCUUUCUCAAAUUAAUAAUAAUAGAAGUGUGUAAAUAUAAGCCAUCCCCAUAUAUACAGAUAUCACAAAGUUCCAGGAUCUUUUUUGGUUAACUACAAUUUUUUGACUGUGACUAUUUGUUAAAAAGUUUCUGUGGUUAUUUUCAGUUGGAAUUAUCUCAGUGCAUAUUCAUGAUUUAUGCUCACUUCAUAUCAAAAUGUUUCCGGCUAGUUCUGGUUCCUACAUCUAGAAGGAUCUCUGUAUGUUUAGCUGCCGAAGAAUGGAGGAGAGCGCAUUACCACCUCAUGCUCAAGCUGACAAUUGUAAGACUGCUGAGUUGAUAUUUUUCCAUUUUCAUUGCAGUCUAGUUUUGUACCCUCUGUUUGAUUAUGCAGUUGAGAACAGUCUUUUGUAUUCCAUCUUCUUUUCUGUGAACAACAAAAAUGAGUUUAAUUGUUUCAAUACAGUUACAGUUUAUAGUACAGCUCACAAUUCAUAAUGAUUUGAAGUGUUGAGCUUAAUUUUAGCAAAUGUCCUCCUGUUUCAGUCAAUACUCCUUUAUAUCAACUGGAAUAGGAACUAUCUACUUUCAACCAAAAAGUGCUUUUGUACAUGGGAUCUGUUGGUUCAUGGGGACACUUUUUGCAAAGGAAAAACAUUUUUGGUCAACCAAAACUCAGACUUCAGCAUUGAAAAUUACACUAAUUAUUUCAAUAAAAUUUUCAAAAUAUUCAUAUAAA
Misgurnus anguillicaudatus (oriental weatherfish) is the source of this 2991-nucleotide messenger RNA. RefSeq names its product programmed cell death 4a (gene pdcd4a). Lineage: Eukaryota; Metazoa; Chordata; Actinopteri; Cypriniformes; Cobitidae. Gene Ontology annotation, biological process: negative regulation of DNA-templated transcription. Gene Ontology annotation, cellular component: nucleus; cytosol. The record is from RefSeq and is a predicted model, not a curated record.